CCUUCAUUCCUGGCUCUCCUCCCUCCCUCCCUCCGUUGCUGUUGCUGUUGUUUCGCCCUUCCCCCACCCUCCUCUCCUCUUCCCCCCUCCCUUCUAAUUCCGUGGCCCCUGACUCCUGCUAUACUCCUCGUCUCUUCUCCUCCUCCUCUGAAAUCCUGUUUCUUAGUGAUCGUCUGCCUGAUUACAUUGUGCGAGACGACUUUGUUGUUGUUUUUGUUUUUGUUUUUUGUAUUUUUAUAUCCACUUUUUUGGCGUAGUACAUUUUCUCUUAGGUUUCGCAAGGCCAAGGGGUUUCGGGAGUCAUUUGAGAGGUGCGGUCGUGGAGGAGUGGAGAGAUUGAGUGUGCGGUUUUCAUUUCAAGUAUGCGUGGAAUUUUUUUGAUGUUCUCUGUAAUGGUUUUGAGACGAGAUUAGGGUUGGGGGAGAGACCCUUUGGAGGGAUGGGGAUUAGGGUUGAAAAUCAUGCGAUUUGUAGGGGGCUUGCGCUUUAUCUGUGUUUUCUCAUGAGAGGAAUGAUCGUGUUUUGAGCGAAUUCGAGCGUAUUUACAUAAGCGUGUGAGGCACAGCUUGUUGCGUCUAAGUGUUUGGGCGAGGCGUGGUUUGUUUUGAUAAUAAUUUAAACAAUAUUCAAUUUUGAAAGUAAAAUUAUUGUUGGUGUUAUCGUUACCAUUAUUAUUGUCCUCUGUAUAGUCUCUGUAGCUCUAGGAUUGGCCCUGUCGGUAUUUUCAUCGCAGUGAGGCAGUCGAGCUACUCGAGCUGGAGGUAGCUCAGACCGUGCAGGUGCAUUUGAAGUAGAUUGCGUCUGAUGAUGUGCCCCAAGGCCUGGGCCGGGGCAUCAUGGGAAGUACAGAGGAGCCUGAACGCAAGCGGCGCCACAAUAAUCUCCACCAUCCCCUGUCUGCGUCCCCGCCCCUUAAGAAGCCGGCUAUUACUUCCGCCUCGGACGAUAAGAAGGUGGAACCAGUGACGCCCCAGUACCAGAAUCAAAAGUUGGCUCAGCUACUGGACCAUCAGCGUUCAGAGAUCAGUACUCUAGAGAGUAGAUGUGCUGAGUUCAAGAGCAAGCAAGCCUCUUAUGAUAACACACUCAUCGCAGUGAAUCGCAAAUGGAAUCUGCUAGUGGACGAUUUGGAGUUCCUUGCAGUGCGCGCAAAUACCCCCACGAGUGGUCUAGAAGUGCUGGAGCCCUUGUCGGUAGCCAAUGAGAGGAAAAUUUCAGCUGCUCCGCCUGAAGAGACAUUUCUGCAGAGGCUCUUGGAAACGGGAGCUACUGAAAGUAGCAACAAUGAAGAAAGUAGCAAUGGGUCAGUAGUAGAGGCUGGGCUGGUUUCUAGAAAGGCUAAGACGAUGAAGACGAUGAAGUAUCUGCUUCAAGCUAUUGACCUUCAACGAGCGAAGAAUGAUAAACUUGAAACGUCAUUGCGAGAUAUUGUUCAUCCUCAUGAUGCUGGACAAUUGCUGGAGGAAAAAAAUGAGGAUUUACGUACAGAAAUAACUACGAUUCGAGGGGUCUUGGAAGCGUUGCAUCUGAAACACAAUGAAAUGUUAGCUGAAAUUGGAACUGCUCGCGACCUUAAAACAAAGGAUCAAUCCAAGAUCAAGUGUCUAUCGGGUGAGCUAGAGGAGACUGCUAGUGAGCUGGAAUUGUGUAGACGGAAGCUAGCAACACUCAAAAGUCAGAAGGAAGCUGCAGCUGUUGGUAUGCCUACAAUAGCUUCUGUUCAACUGAGUGCUAAGAUUGAGGGUGGGGAUCGAGUUUCAGGCGCUGAGAAGCUUUCAAGAGAAGCUCGUGAACUGGAAGCUGCAUUAGAAGAAAUGAAGACAUUGGCGUCGAAACGACUUACUGAGCUCCAAGAAACACUGCAAACCCAGUUGAACCUCUCCCAGCGAAUGCAGCAAAUGCAGGAUGCCCUACUUGAUGAACAGAGAAUCUUGUCAUCUCGUCCAUAUCUAGUACUCGACGAUCAAGCUCAGUUUCUAAAGAAUGAAGUCGAAAGAUAUCGAGGCCUAGUGGACAAGCUCCAGACUGAAUGUGAUUCAAUGUCUCGAAGAGAUAAGGAGAUCCUAUUGAAGGCUGAGGCUGGUGAAGCAGCCCAUCGGACAGGUGCUAUUUCUGAUGAUAGAGCUGCAGAGCUAGAAACCAAACUUCAAGAGUGCAUGGCUGAUCGAGACGCAUUGCAACUCAGAUUAGAGGAUGCCCUUCAAUCUGCAGGAAGGAAGGAUUCAGUACCUGAAUUGCAGGUGAUGAAGUACACACUUGAAAAAGAGAUGAGCAUGACGAAGGCACAACUGAGAAAACCCAAGGAUGCAGCUUGCGAAGUUGAGUUACUUGAAGCAAAGAUGCCCUCCCUUCGCGAAAUCCUUGAAAGAAAGGCAUUGGAAUGCAAAAAUCUUUCAAAUCGAUGUGUCGCCCAAGCUGCUGAGUUGACAUCAUUGAAAGCGAAGUUGGAAGGCUUGCGACAAAGUGAUCAAGGGCUGCAGCUUAUGUUGGAGAUGUAUGAGAAAGAGUCGAAGGAUCCAAGAACCAUCCUGAAGUUGCAGCAAGAUCAUAGUAAAACACUAGCGCAAAUCGAGCGUUUGAAGAGAGCACUUGAUGAGCAUAGCUUAGAGCUCCGGGUGAAAGCUGCCAAUGAAGCCGAGACUCUUUACCAGCAAAGACUAGCAGCUGCGGAGGCUGAGAUUGCUGAGUACCAUCUGAGGCUGGACGACUCAGAAAGGGUUGUCAUGGAACUUAAGGAGACGUUGAAAUCUAAGGAUGAAGAAGGUGACGCCUAUGUCAUUGUAAUAGAGACAUUUGGCCAAGCAUAUGAUGAGAUGCUGACACAAAACUCUCGGCUACUCCAUCAAAUCACUGAACGUGAUGAUUACAACACUCAGCUGGUGGCAGAGAGCCAGAAGGCUAAACAGCUACAAUCUUUCCUUGAAGCAGAGAAGAAAGUUCUGGCUAGUCGUGUGCAACAUGCAAUUGCUAGUGCUGACCCCCUUAAGCAGCAUGUAAAUCGAUUAGAAGAUCAGAUCAGAUCUUACUUGGAGCAAACAGGCAAGGUAAUGGAUGAUAGUAGACAACACAUAUUAGCCUUGGAAGCUUUGAAGCACAAGACGGUCGAAAUUGAGAAACAGCUCGUGUCAACAAAAGCAGCACUGGAAGCCGCAAAUAGAAGAAUUGAAGGUCGUGGUCAGAAACUUGUUGAGGCUCAACAGCAGCUCGAUAAAGAAAGAUUUGAGAAACGAAGGGUUCAGGAUGAGCUGGAGGCGUUGAAUAAUAAGGUGGCACGGCUGCGAUCACAUCAUGAGGGAGGCUCUGCAAUAGAACGGCUUCAGGAGGAGAUAAAAGAAUAUAAGGCCAUUCUAAAAUGUGGUGUCUGCCAUGAUCAUCCAAAAGAGGUUGUCAUCACAAAAUGCUUUCAUUUGUUUUGCGGCCACUGUAUCCAGAGGAACUUGGAGCUCAGGCAUCGCAAGUGUCCUGCUUGCGGGAUUCCAUUUGGUCAAAGUGAUGUUCGAAACGUUUACAUUUAGCAAGAUGCCAUCCUAUGGACGUGGGCGAUCAUAUCCCCCCUUCCCCUCCUGUACUGUGAAGAAGGGUGUCACAAGUGACAUUCACUUUUUAGGACCGAUUUGUAUACGCUGUCAGAUUAGGUGGAAUUUGAAAGAAUGCAUGCAUUCAUUACAAGGCCUGGUUCAUGUGGCCUGUGAAGUUGUCAUGUCGAUUUCUUUUUUCUCUUUUUUUCUGCUCCUUGGAAACUUAGUCGAUCUGUCGAAAUUGUACAAAAGUGAUAAUAUAAAUUUGUUGUGGUGGCUUUUAUUUUAGUAUAGAAGUCAAAACUGUAAUUUUUAAUCUAUUGUAGCUUACUCUCAACGCAUUUGUUUGGGUUAGAAAUGCAAUAUUGGGUCAUUGAUCAAA
Physcomitrium patens is the source of this 3900-nucleotide messenger RNA. Its product is annotated as E3 ubiquitin-protein ligase BRE1-like 2. Gene Ontology annotation, cellular component: HULC complex; nucleus. Gene Ontology annotation, molecular function: ubiquitin protein ligase activity. Lineage: Eukaryota; Viridiplantae; Streptophyta; Bryopsida; Funariales; Funariaceae. The record is from RefSeq and is a predicted model, not a curated record.